Messenger RNA from Cicer arietinum (chickpea), 360 nucleotides. Lineage: Eukaryota; Viridiplantae; Streptophyta; Magnoliopsida; Fabales; Fabaceae. The record is from RefSeq and is a predicted model, not a curated record.
AUGGCAAAAUUGCAUAGGACCUUUCCUCCAACAAUCCUAAUAGGAGUUGCACUUUUAGCAUUGCUCUCUAACAAUGCCAAAACAAUUGUAGCUCGCUUUGUUCCAUUGACAACAUCUCAAACAAAUGAUAAUCAACCUCAGAAUCCAACAUGCUUGAAACUUGGAUGCAUCAAGGAGCAUCAAAAUAAUCUAAAUCCAACAACACAUGAUCGUCCAUUGCAACAUGGUAAUGUUAAUCAUAUUUUUAGAGAAAGUCUAGAAGGUCCAUAUGUGAGACAUCACAAAUCCUUGCGUCCCAAUAAUAUCGAUCGUAUUUUACGAGAGAGCCCAUCUGGUCCUGAUCCUCAUCACCAUCAUUAA